Messenger RNA from Acaulospora colombiana, 546 nucleotides. NCBI's taxonomy places the organism in Eukaryota, Fungi, Glomeromycota, Glomeromycetes, Diversisporales, Acaulosporaceae. The record is from the annotation of a GenBank genome assembly.
GCAUCAUUUGCGAACUCGCCACCCGAAGAUGGGUCUGCCGCCACUAUGAAAAACAAUGGCGCGGCCUCGUCCCAAAUCAUUGAAAAGCCGCCUAGGUCCCAAAUGUCAAAAUCUCAGAAGAGGAAAGAAAAGGUGGCUGCAAAGAAAGAUAAAUUAGAAGCAAAGAAAUCGAAAAACCCAAAACGAGAUGAUCAGUGGACAACGGAAAUCGACAAGGAAAAUACGCUUUUCGAAAAAGACGACGAUGAUUGGGACGCUUUCUUAUCGAACCUGAAAUUGGACCUCCCUACCACCUUUCGGAUCACUGGCACUGAAGACGUCAAUAAUGUCAUUAAAAACGUCCAUGUGCCAAAUCUUACUGGCUUAACCCACGAAGGGAUGGCAGUCAACCCGCCUACUCCAAUUCCCUGGUAUCCUGGUGGCUUAGCAUGGCAAAUACACGUCCAUAAGAGCGUCGUGAGGAAAGUGCCAGAAUUCAAGAAAAUGCAGGAAUUCCUUGUCUACGAGACUGAAGUGGUGUGUGGUCACGUCCUCCCAUUUUCGUGA